CGUAUCUGCCUGGUGUAGACCUGCUUCUAAUAGUGCAGCAAAGGGCCACGGAGAAACUGUCAGUAACUCUUUGGCCUUUUGUGCCGCAAUAGUGCUCGUUCAAAGCCCGUAUUACGUACCUGUUGUCUCUUGCGUCACGCUGCAGGCCCCUCCGAGUCCGACUCUCCCGUCUGCUCCGAGUUUGCCUUGAAUCUUGGCCCCGGCCGCGGAAGGCCCACUUCCGGCACUCUCCUUACCUCCCGGAAGCAAAUUUUUGCGGCUCAUCAUGGAUACCGACGACGGCGUGCAAGCGGAUCUCCCGGGCUCCGCCGCCAACGCCUCGGAGCCGUUGGCGUGUGUGACUUGCCGGUCCCGAAAGCUUAAGUGUGAUCGAGUGAAGCCGGCAUGUAGCCGUUGCCUGAAAGUUAAGGGAGAAUGCGUGUAUCCGGAAUCUAGAAGGAAGCCUGCCUUCAAGCGGAAGAAUGUCAAGGAGCUCGAGGAGAGACUAGCGCAAGUGGAGGACCUUCUCAAAGAAGCUGCCAGCAAGGGGAAUGGGGCACUGCCCUCUGAGGGUGACCUGGAUAGCCGGAUCAACAUUGGCAUGGACGACUUCCAUGUUGACAUUGAGACCAUCAUGGCCAUGCAAAAUGGUACCUUUGACGACGGAACCUCGGGCUUUCACACAGGACCCAAUAUGAACAAGACGGUCCCGCCCUCACAACCUGGAGCACCCAGCUUCGCCGACGCCUCGGGGGAACUCAUGGGACUAGGGCUCUCGGAAGCUUUACCCCCUUUUGAAAUGAUGGAGGAGCUGAACAAGAGCUUCUUUGAGAGGCAACAGCAUUUCAUCCCAAUCAUCCACCCUGGUCGAUAUCUCCAGGCGUUCUACUCGGCGCCUCAUAAACGCCCGCCCAUGUGUCUGCAGUAUGCAGUCUGGUCCAUGGCCUCUAAUGGGCACGAGAAGUAUAGCCAGUACCACGACAUUUUCUACAAACGGGCUCGACAAUACGCGGAUGCGGAUGAGAUGAAGGGAUUCGGCGAGCACUUUCUCACCAUACAACACGCGCAAGCGUGGGCUCUCAUCGCGACGGACGAAGCGAGGUCCCUCUUCUUCACGAGGGCGGCCAUGAGCUCGGCAAAGUGCGUACGACUCGUGGAAAUGAUGGGUCUUCACCGCAUCGACGGCGACGGGCAGGAAAUGGCGCCGACGCUUGCGCCGCCCACGUCGUGGGUUGACCUUGAGGAGCGGAGGAGGGCGUUCUGGGGCGCGUAUUGCAUCGACUGCCACGCGAGUAUUGCAACAGGCUGGCCUACUCUCAUUAACCCCAACGAAAUCACGACACAUCUCCCUUCAUCCGAAGAGGCCUUCAACUCGGCUCGCGAAGAAGAAACCUCAACCCUGCCAGAAGCGUUCCAAGGGGCGUCGUACUCGACCUUUGCGGGCGCCGUCAUCAUGUGCUACAUCUUCAACAUGCUCCUGAAGCACGUCCACUGGGAGCGGCCAAACGACAGGCCCGCGGACGUCGAGUACGGCGAGUUCUGGAAGCGGCACAGGGACAUUGACAACAUGCUCUCGAGCGCCUUCAUGUUCUUGCCGGAGCGCUUCCGCCUGCCCCAGAGCAUGCGCGACCCGACGUCCGUCCACACGAACCUCAACCUCCACGCCUCGGUCAUCUGCCUCCACCACGCCGCGAUUGACAGGAUCGAGCGGAACAAGCUUCCCGAACAGCUCAAGGCCGCCUCGGAGCUGCGGCUGCGGACGGCGGCGGAGGAGGUGGUGAGCAUCAUCAAGUUGACGAGCCACAUGAACUCGGGCUAUAAAAGUCCCAUGGUCGCCUUGUCCCUCUACUCGGCGGCGUCGGUGUACGUCUACACGGCGAAAUGCAACUUGGACACUGGCUUCUCGACGGCAGACCUGCAGAACCUGAAAUUCAUCAUCAACGCCAUGGAGGCGAUUGGGAGGCGGCACAUCAUCACGCAGGCCUUUCUCCAGCAAAUCUUUAUGGAUAUCGAGCGCAACGGGCUGUCGGGCGUCAUCGACCUACCCAACCUGGCAAACUACAAGAACCUGUUUGGCUGGACGUCGUCCAACAUCCCGCUGCUCGCGCGGACGUCCAUCUCGAAACACACCGAGAUCCAGCCGCCCUUGCCCGGCAGGCUGCCGCUCGGUGAUCCCAAGGGUACCGCCUACGAGCACUACCCGAUCAAGAUGUCGCACGACGGCGGCUGCAAUACCCCCAUCUCCAUGGGCGGGACCAACCCGAUGCUCGGGCCGGUGCUCGGGAAAUUCGACCAGGCUAUUGGGAUGAAACCGCCGUCGUCAUCGGCGUCUAUGGAUACGCGGGACAUGGGACCGAAUAAAAGGAAGCGGACGUCGGAGGCGACGACGUCGACAACGAGCCCGGACGUACCAAACAUGGCGGCGCAAGCCGGCCCCUUUGCGUACCAGCCGGUGCCGGUGGCAACCGGUAUCGACAGCGUGGGCGGGUUCGGGUCGGGGCUCCUGCGAGGGAGUGGCAUGGUUGGGCCAGCAGCAUCGUCAGCAGCAGCCACUUCGCAAAUAAACCUUCCGCACCGGAGCCCCGCGACGGGACAGCCUUCGCCAACGUCGGUGUUCAACAAGAGCACGCCGUCACAGUCGACGGGCGGGAGUAGCAAUAACAAUACACCGCCCGGGCUCGGGAACGGCAGCACCUCUUCGCCAGAUGAUGGUAGCACCACGCAGAGUAACGGUGGAAGCGGUGGCGGGAACGUCAAUGAGAUUAUCGACAUUACGAGCAUCCAGAACGCGAUGCUGGGCGGCGGCGUUGCGGGGUCCUCUUCGACGUCAACGUCAACGACGACGUGGGACUCGAGGGGUUUGCAGUAUGCCCCGAGCACGGAUCCGAUUUCGUUUAUGAAUAUGAACUUUGAUUCGAUUCCCCCGGGUAUGGGAAUCGAUCCGUGGACUGUGUUGGCGAAUAUGGAUGAUUUGACGUGGACUAGGGAUGGAGAGGUGUCAACGGCAGCAGCGACGGAAGGGAAUGGGAAUGGAACUACCGGGUAGGAACAAAUGGAGGUGGAAAGGGCGCUGGGUCUUGGGACGGGAGGAACGGGUACGAUACCGGAAAUCUAGGCUUUUGUUUUUGGUUUUCUCGGGGUUGCUCCUGGGUGUAGGUAGGAGG
Molecule: messenger RNA, 3143 nt
Organism: Colletotrichum phormii
Lineage: Eukaryota; Fungi; Ascomycota; Sordariomycetes; Glomerellales; Glomerellaceae
Exons: 6
Coding region: 266-3025 (919 amino acids)
Biological process (GO): regulation of DNA-templated transcription; DNA-templated transcription
Cellular component (GO): nucleus
Molecular function (GO): DNA-binding transcription factor activity, RNA polymerase II-specific; zinc ion binding; DNA binding
Source: RefSeq, a predicted model, not a curated record